Molecule: messenger RNA, 789 nt
Organism: Pisolithus orientalis
Lineage: Eukaryota; Fungi; Basidiomycota; Agaricomycetes; Boletales; Pisolithaceae
Exons: 2
Coding region: 1-789 (262 amino acids)
Source: RefSeq, a predicted model, not a curated record
AUGGCUCCAUGGGCAAGGGGGAGUUCAAAGACCAUUGUAUUGGGUCAAGAAAUUCUAAAAGAAGUAUGGGCUGACAUGGCAACUACCACUCUGCCAUCAUGGAUGACAAGGCCUCCUUGCAACUUGGGUAGUCCUGGGCAUGGGGAACUCAGAGCAGAUCAGUGGAGAAGUGCAUGCCUUGUUCAUCUUGUUAUCACCCUUGUCUGCCUCUGGGGCCAUUUUCAUGUGGGAAGUCAGGAGAAAUCCAUGCUGGACAACUACAUUGCACUUGUCAUUGCUGUCUGGUGGGCUACUAGGAGGUCAACAUCUGAUGACCAUGUGGAAAUUGUUAACUCCUACCUUCAUUACUACCUCACAUCACUGGUGAAGUUGUAUACAACAGAAGCACUCCAGCCUUCCCAUCAUUUAUCACUUCACCUAUCUCAGUGCAUCCAGCUCUUUGGACCUGUACAUGGAUGGUGGUCUUUUCCUUUUGAACAUUUCAAUGGUAUUAUUCAACAGUACCACACAAAUAAUAAAAUUGGUGAACUAGAGUUGACAUUCAUGAAAGCCUUUUGCCAAGGUGGGAAUCUUCAUGCACUGCUUCAACACCAGUCAGGGUUCCCUCAGGUAUUGGAUGCACUGAAGCCACUGAUCCAUAAACAUUAUGGUGAUACUGUGUUCAACAGUACACUCACCAGUGAUCUAGCAACCUUGGCCAAACCUGCAAAUCCAUUAGUUCCAGAAACUGGAGGAUUGGACCAUCCCAAGACCCUUCCCAAUGACAUCUAUGAACUCCUGCUUGCCUGA